AUGCAAGGCAUUCUAUGCUUUUACCAGAACAGAGGAUCUGUGGAAGGCUCUUUUUAUCCGAUCUCCUCCGGCAACAUUUACCUGGAGAGGAACGUGGCGUGCCACGUUUCUGAACUUGCCGCCAGCAAAACUAGGAACCAAAUUACUCGGCUACCAAACCUCUCUGCCGAAGAGUUCGAGGAGAAGUGGUCUGACACGCCUUUCAUCCUCACAGAACCAGUGAAGGAAUGGCCUGCAUAUCACCAGUGGUCGGUUGAGACGCUCCUUCCGAAGCAUGGAGAGACGCUCUUCCGAGCAGAGGCAGUCGACUGGCCUCUGCGGACAUACGUGGACUAUAUGGAGAAUAACUCGGACGAGAGCCCUCUAUAUCUCUUCGAUAAGGAAUUUGUCUCGAAGAUGAGUCUACGGGUUGGACCGCCACAUCAGGAACCAGGAACAACGUAUUGGCCGCCGCCAUGCUUCGGUGAAGACUUCUUUUCGGUGCUGGGUAAUGAUAGACCGGAUCGACAAUGGCUGAUCAUAGGUCCUGAGCGGUCCGGAAGCACUUUUCACAAGGACCCGAAUGCCACUAGCGCCUGGAAUGCGGUUAUUCGUGGUUCCAAGUACUGGAUCAUGUUCCCCUCGUCAUCCAAACUUCCGCCUCCGCCCGGUGUCUACGUCUCGGAGGACCAAAGCGAAGUAACUUCUCCGCUUAGUAUCGCGGAGUGGCUUUUGGGCUUCCAUGCCGAGGCCCGCCGCACACCAGGCUGCAUUGAGGGAAUUUGCCGGGAAGGAGAAAUCUUGCAUGUACCUUCCGGAUGGUGGCAUCUGGUUGUUAACCUGGAGCCUGCCAUCGCGAUUACACAGAACUUCAUUCCUCGAGCCCACUUGACUGCCGCGUUGGAUUUUCUCUCCAACAAAGCAGACCAGGUAUCUGGGUUCCGGAAGGACAUUAACAAUCCGUACGAACGGUUUGUGGCUAGAAUGCGACAGUCGCAUCCGGAACUCCUGCAAAAAGCUCUUGGAGAACUCAAAAAGAAGGCCGAACGCAAGAAGCGCAAAUGGGACGAAAUAGUCCAUGGCAAAACAGGCACGGAUGAUGCUAACGCUGACUCCGAGGCCGGUGCAUUCAGCUUCGGAUUUGGUGGUGAUGACAGUGACGCGGAAGUUCCUUGA
This is a messenger RNA of Aspergillus nidulans FGSC A4, 1155 nucleotides long. RefSeq names its product putative F-box and JmjC domain protein. The coding region runs from base 1 to 1155 and encodes 384 amino acids. Gene Ontology annotation, molecular function: metal ion binding. NCBI's taxonomy places the organism in Eukaryota, Fungi, Ascomycota, Eurotiomycetes, Eurotiales, Aspergillaceae. The transcript has 3 exons. The record is from RefSeq and is a predicted model, not a curated record.